Messenger RNA from Styela clava, 2148 nucleotides. Its product is annotated as kelch-like protein 35. Lineage: Eukaryota; Metazoa; Chordata; Ascidiacea; Stolidobranchia; Styelidae. The record is from RefSeq and is a predicted model, not a curated record. Gene Ontology annotation, molecular function: protein binding.
GUUUGACAUUGAGGCUGCUUUGCCUAACAGAUCACUGUUUUAUGAAUUUCUAAAUAUAUUUGUCCCAGGAUAUUUGCCGAACGUUAUCGCCGUUGCUAAGUAAAUGCCCGUUGACAAUGUCUCCUAAUAUUUUUUCUGACUCAUUUUGUUAAUCAUUACAAGACGAAUAGAUAAACGCGCCAUUUUCCAGUGAACGUAUCAUUUUUGGAGAGAAUACGUCUUUUCGAGUGCAUUCUAAAGCUAGCUUAGCUCUGUGCUGAGUCGACGGCGAUGGCGUCGAUGGAAAAUUUACUCAAGAUUGACAAAAAGGAUCAUGCUUACGAAGUUCUUCGAAAUUUAAACAGCUACAGAAAAGAGAAAAAACAUUGUGACUUUCUAAUCAAAGCGGGGUCCGAGGAAAUUCCAGCUCACAGGAAUGUUUUGUCGGCAUGCUCUGACUAUUUCAGGGGGAUGUUAUCCCAUGAGACUAAAGAAAAUGAGUCUGGAGUUGUGACAAUUAAGAAAGCAGACCCCACAUGUGUAAAGAGAUGCAUCAAUUUCAUCUACACCGGAGAAGCGUCCGUUGAAGGGGUAGCACAUGCAGACUUGAUGCAUGUAGCUCAUUUAAUGCAACUUCAAAGGUUGUGUGAUGGAGUUACUCUUUCUCUCGAGGAAGAACUCAACGCUGAAUCCUUUUUUCUGACGAAGCAAAUUGCAAACACUUUCUUUAUCAAGCAUUUAGAAGAAGUAUGUGAGAGAUAUGCACAAGAAAACUUUCGAUUGAUUUCACUGGAAGAUGGUUUUAAAUACCUGGAAAAAGAUUAUGUUUCAUUCUUGAUCAAAUCAAAAUCCACCCAGGCAUCUGAGUCUGCAAAGUGCAAAGCAUUAAUUAUUUGGGCUAGUGUUGAUUUGGAAUCACGUAGCAAGUGCUUCGAAGAUGUUCUCGGUCAUCUGGAUCUUCUGAAAAUUCCUUUGGGAUAUCGUCGGUAUUUGGUGGAAAAAGAACCUCUUGUGUUUCUAUCCAAUCCAUGCCUGAAAGCUUUUUUGAUAUCCAUCAUGGACAAGGCUAAUGUUUUUGCCAAGGAUUUCACUAUACAAGAUGAUGGAAUUAGCAAUGCAAUCUCUGUCUUUGAUAAAGCUACAAGAGCAGUACAAGUGUUUGAACCAGAACAGAGAAGAUGGACUCGUAUGCAGAACAUUCCUGAUGAAAUAGUGAACAAGCAAUUUACUGCAGUCCAGCUUGGUGGUCACAUAUAUAUUUUAAUGACCGAUAAAACUGGACAUCGAUUGAACUAUUCUGAUCGUGCUGCAACCUGGACACGCGUAGCAGACAGAACGCAUACGAGUAAGGUGGAAGCCGUUGUUGUAGAUGGAUCGAUUUUUGCUUUUGAUAGCACUGGAAAUGGCAGUAAGGCUGUUGAAAGAUUAGAUCUUUCGGAUGGUUCGUGGACCCAUGUUACAGAUAGGGAACAACCUUGUCAUGAAAUUUUUGUUGUGUCAGCCCAAGGUUUGAUAUACUGUGGCGGAGGUUUCAAUGGAAAUGUGCUGUCACAUUUCUUUAGCUAUGAUCCAAUAUCCUCGAAUUGGGCAACUCUCACUUCAAUGCCAACUGCAAGAAGAGGUGCUGCGGCUGCAGAAAUCAAUGGCAGGAUCUAUGCCAUGGGUGGCAAUGGACUGCGAAGUGUUGAAUGCUUCGAUAUCGAAGGACAAUCAUGGACGACAAUUAGCAAUAUGAAUCAUCCAAGAUAUUUCUUUUCAGCAUGUGUGCUCGGGGAAAAAAUAUUCGUAGUUGGAGGGCAGCAAUCCAACGAGACCAUCGAAGUGCUAGAUCCAUAUGAGAAUGCAUGGAACAUUGCAGAAACGAUGACCGGGAAGAAUAUUCACGCAGAAGCAGGAGUUGCAGUUAACAUGUUCACUUAGCUAACACGAUGUCGGGUCAUUAAGUUAAGCGGAUGAUUUUUAAUUUCUAUGAUUAAGUCAAUUUUAUUUUAUAAUCUUGUGGCAUUGUAUUCAGAUACUCAAUGAAUUUGCCAGCACUGGCUCAAUAAUGAAAUGACAUUGUUUAACUACAUGUUUGGCUAUAAUUGACGACUUUUGUAAAUAGUUGCUAUCAAUCUGGUUUGAUUUUGAGUUUGAAAUCAUUAAUAAAUGAUCUGUGAUCUCACUCAG